UGCCAUACACACACAAGCUUCUGCUGCUUUCUUUUAUUUUCUCUCUGCCAAUUCAAAUUGCUUGUUUCUCGGCAAAAAUUUUCACGCCGUGUUUUCCCGGAAUUAAUUGUUCUGCGUUCCCGUAAUUGUUUCAGAGAUCGAAAACAACGUUUAAUCUCCGUGCAAUUCUUUUGUCUUUUUGUUUUCCGUGAGUUCUCAAAAGGGAAAAUAAAAUAACCACUCAAACUUUUCGUUUUCUCAUUCACUGGUGGCUUCAUUGUUCGAUUCAGGGUUUUGGGAUCGUAGUUUUGCGGCUCUCGUGGUUCGCAGAGUGGUGCUAUUCAAAACUUGUGGUGAUAACUGAACAUAUCGCCCAAGCCACGAGGUUUGGGUUCCGAAUUGUGCGAAUAUUGGCUUCGAUUCGUAAUUUGAUGUGAAAUUAGGGUUUUUCGGUGAGCAUAAACGUCGUUGUGGAUGGUUACAACAUGAUAAUUAAGCGAACGAUGAAAAUUGAAAUGCCGAACCUUAAACGGUGUAACAUGGAGGAGCCUGAUUCCGAGGAUGGGUGUUCGGCGAUUCAGAAGAAGCGUAGGGUGAAUGGGUUUUACUCUCUGGGCAUGCCAGGUGAUGCUGAAGAUUUCAGCAGCGGUUCUGGUUCUUGGAGCAGUGAAGGAUCGUAUUGGGGUGGUGGCGAGGUUCAGUCCAAUUCAAAUUCUGUUCUGUUUAACCGGAAAACAGCGAAAUACAGGGGCUCUGAAGCUUCUCGGCCUCCUCUGUUGCGGUCUUCGCGUGGCCGGGUUCAGACACUUCCCUCAAGGUUCAAUGACUCGGUUCUUGAUACGUGGAAGAAUCGAGGAACCAAAGAAGAGGAUGGAGACUCCAGCUUUGAAGAUGAUAAGAGUUUUUUGGAAGAUGAAAGGGGUGGCAUUGGUGCAAAGGGGAUUGUGAAACUGGAGAAGAGUGAUAGUGUGUGUUAUCCGUAUUCUGAAGUGAAGGUGGUAGCGGAUUUGGGGGCGUUAGGUUUCAACGGUUUUGAUAAAAGGGAGCAUGCUGAUUCGUGUAGUGUUGGAAGAAGGAAUGUUAAGGCUGAGAGUAAUACGUCUGGUCUUAGUUUUGAGGGUGUGGAUCAAAAGCCUAAUGGGAAUGCUGAGAAGAGGAAGGAGGUUUACAAGCCGGAGGAUUUUGCUUUGGGUGAUCUAGUAUGGGCUAAAUGUGGGAAGAGGUAUCCUGCAUGGCCGGCUGUGGUGAUUGAUCCUAUCUUGGAGGCUCCUAAAUCUGUCCUCAGCUGCUGUGUCCCUGGUGCGCUUUGCGUGAUGUUUUUCGGUUAUUCGAAAAAUGGAACACAGAGGGAUUAUGCGUGGGUGAAGCAGGGAAUGCUAUACCCCUUCUUGGAAUUCAUGGACAGAUUCAAGGGGCAGACCCGGUUGUACAAGAGCAAACCAAGUGACUUUCACAUGGCACUGGAGGAGGCAAUGUUGGCAGAAGAUGGUAUCAUGGAAUCACAGUUGAGAGGAGAGGAAGUAACAAAUGUGAAAGAUGAUCCUGAUGAACUUAUAGAGGCCACCUGUUCAUAUAUUGAUGAGGAAUAUUACUGCCAGGAUCAGGAUGCAAGAUAUUGUGCUGGCUGUGGUCUGAUGUUGCCAUGCAAAACCAUGAAGAAGAUUAAGGAUUCAAAUUGUGCACCUCAAUUUUAUUGCAAACAUUGUGCUAAGUUGCGAAAAUCAAAACAAUAUUGUGGCAUUUGCAAAAAGAUUUGGCACCAUUCAGACGGUGGGAAUUGGGUAUGUUGUGAUGGUUGUAAUGUUUGGGUGCAUGCCGAGUGUGAUAAAAUUUCCAGCGAGCUUUUCAAGGAUUUGGAAAAUACAGAUUAUUACUGUCCAGAUUGCAAGGGAAAAAUCAAUUGUAAAUUACCAGCAUCACAAACGUACAAGACAAAAAUCAAAUCAAUAGAGAAUAGCCAGAAAUCUCUGAUACCUGAGAAAGUAAUGGUGGUGUGCAAUGGGAUGGAGGGAAUUUACAUCCCAAAGCUUCACCUGGUCAUGUGCAAGUGUCUCACUUGUGGUUCAAGGAAGCAGACACUGAGUGAAUGGGAAAGACAUACAGGUUGCAGAGCCAAAAAAUGGAAACAUAGUGUGAAAGUAAAAGGCACAAUGCUACCGCUAGAAAAAUGGAUGACAGAUCACAUUCCUCAAGAAGGAAUACCCCAGCAGUUAGAUCAGCAGCAGGUGCUUGCCUUUUUGCAAGAGAAAUAUGAGCCAGUUUAUGCAAAAUGGACCACAGAAAGAUGUGCCGUUUGCAGAUGGGUUGAAGAUUGGGAAGAUAACAAAAUUAUUAUCUGUAACAGAUGCCAAAUAGCAGUCCACCAAGAAUGCUAUGGGGCAAAGCAUGUUCAGGAUUUUACUUCUUGGGUUUGUAGAGUAUGUGAAACUCCUGAUGUGGAGAGAGAGUGUUGCCUCUGUCCAGUAAAAGGCGGUGCUCUAAAGCCAACUGAUGUUGAGAUGUUGUGGGUUCAUGUAACUUGUGCUUGGUUUCGACCUCAAGUUGCUUUCCAAAACCAUGAGGCCAUGGAACCUGCCAUGGGAAUCCUUAAAAUUCCUCCUAAUUCCUUUGUUAAGACUUGUGUGAUCUGUAAACAGAGCCAUGGUUCCUGUACAAGUUGUUGCAAGUGUGCUACUUAUUUUCAUGUGAUGUGUGCAUCAAGGGCAGGAUAUACAAUGGAAUUGCAUUCCAUGGAGAAGAAUGGGACUCAAAUAACAAAGAAGCUAAUAUACUGUGCAGUUCACAGAGUCCCAAGUCCAGAUUCAGUACUGGUCAUACACACACCCAUGGGGGUUUUCUCUCCCCGAACUUCUCUUCAAAGUCACAAGGGAUGCUUCAGGGGAUCAAGGCUAGUUUCAUCAAAAAAUGUAGAGCUUAACGAAUCUUCAACCACUGAAAAUGACAAAGUUGAGCCGCUGUCUGCUGCCAGAUGUCGUGUGUACCGAAGGUCUCCUAGUAAGAGGGCUGAUCUGCCUGUAAUUCACUUGCUGAGGGGACCUAGCAUUCAUUCUUUAGGUGCAAUAACUCAGCUGAACCACUACAAGGAUGCUGAAGAAUCUAAAGUAUUCACUUCUUUCAAGGAACGUCUUCACCAUUUACAGAAAAUGGAAAAACUUAGAGUUUGCUUUGGAAAAUCGGGUAUUCAUGGAUGGGGUCUCUUUGCUCGUAGAGAUAUACAUGAAGGAGAGAUGGUUGUUGAAUAUCGUGGUGUGCAGGUAAGGCGCAGUGUUGCUGAUCUGAGGGAAGCCAAGUACCGAUCAGAAGGCAAAGAUUGCUACCUGUUCAAGAUAAGUGAAGAAGUGGUAAUUGAUGCAACGCACAAGGGCAAUAUAGCACGUUUAAUAAACCAUUCUUGCAUGCCAAACUGCUAUGCAAGGAUUAUGAGUUUGGGUGAUCAGGAGAGCCGGAUUGUUCUUAUUGCCAAGACCAAUGUUUCUGCUGGUGAAGAACUAACGUAUGAUUACUUGUUCGAUCCAGAUGAGCGGGAUGAACUGAAAGUUCCCUGCCUAUGCAAAGCCCCCAAUUGUAGGAAAUUUAUGAACUAGGUUUAACAUUCAUUGGUUCUUUGAGCAAUUGCAGUUACCAAACCACAGCAAUAUUAGUCCGUUGAUUUUUAUUUUUUUUACUAGUAUAAUUUGUAUAUCAUUUAUAUAAUAAAAUAUAAAAUUUCCGAGCAGAUGAGCUUGGAGGCAUUUUGUAACUUGCCAGUAUAUUCAAAUUAUAUUGACAUUUGGAAGCAAUUUACUUAAAGACAAAAGGUGUAUAGAGCACAUAUAUCAUAUAUGUUUAUACGCUUCAUAGGCAUAUCAUGGAAACUCUUACCUAUAUUUACUGAUUGAAGUAAUAAUUUUAUUACUU
This is a messenger RNA of Abrus precatorius (Indian licorice), 3876 nucleotides long. RefSeq names its product histone-lysine N-methyltransferase ATX3-like. Gene Ontology annotation, molecular function: protein binding. Bases 465 to 3563 code for a protein of 1032 amino acids. The transcript has 23 exons. The record is from RefSeq and is a predicted model, not a curated record. NCBI's taxonomy places the organism in Eukaryota, Viridiplantae, Streptophyta, Magnoliopsida, Fabales, Fabaceae. Gene Ontology annotation, biological process: regulation of transcription by RNA polymerase II.